ACUGCUGAGUGCUUGGAGAUUUGCGGACGCGCAAACAGCGUUUUCCCGCAGACAUCAUGGUUGAGCCGAUCGACCCGGAAAAUUGGCAAGCGGAAGCCAAGAGGGAACAGUGCGAAUUUUACACAAAGGUGGGCCACAAGGUGACUUGGCGCGGCGUGCCCUCCGAGACGAAGCACUCUUUGCAGCUCAUGAUUGCGGAGCACAUGUUCCACAGCGAAUUGACCGAUGAGCAGGAGGACUUGUCAGACCUUGGACUCUCACGGACAGAAGCGGCAAGUGUCAAAAUCAUUUCAAAUAAGAUUACGAAGUAUUUUCCUGAACAGUUUGUCUACAUCAAUAUAAUAUACGUCACCGCCAAGUGGAAAAAAUCAACGUGGGGUGAAAUUGUGUUCAGGGUGGAGGGCGGCGGCCAGACCAAGUUCAUCGACUCGCGGUACAGGGUUUACUCAGACUGGGGCUCGUACCUGACUGGAAACCGAAUGGCUCCCUGCCAAAUGUGCUACCCACCAAACGGAAGGUACACCCUGGCGCCCACUGGAAUGGAAGUGCUACUCGAGAUUGGAUGGUCGCCCAACUCGUCGCGCAAAAACAGGAUUUUGGCGACGUGCAAACUGAUCGCCUACCUGGCGCUCUUUUUCGGUCUGAUUUUAGACGCUGUUAAUGCUUUUCUGCCGGAUAUUACGAUUCUGUUUAUUGUGGGCAGCAGUAUUUCGAUCGUCGCGUUGAUUUAUCUGGUGGUACUGGCAGUAGUCAAUUUUGUGGAAGCUCUCAAAUAUUCGUAAUUUUGUAGCAAUAAGCGCGGCUGCUCACAUUUAUGAUUUUCAGAUGAUAUACAUGAAUGAUUUAAUUACAAUUUCAAAAAUAUAUUGCAUCAAUUAAAUUUUCUUCAAAUAAAAUGCAGACAAAUUGUUUCACCAAUUUAUUUUCGUGUUGGAACUAUAUAUAUCUUUGUCCAAGUUUAUGAAAAUAAAAAAUUAUUCAAUUGAAGAAGAAU
Molecule: messenger RNA, 994 nt
Organism: Neocloeon triangulifer
Lineage: Eukaryota; Metazoa; Arthropoda; Insecta; Ephemeroptera; Baetidae
Exons: 2
Coding region: 57-782 (241 amino acids)
Source: RefSeq, a predicted model, not a curated record